AUGUCGGAAGACCACGACAUUCACAAUAUUUCUUCCAAAGAGAAAUUCCCUAACUACAACGCCGGGAUGACAAAAGAAAUGGACGAGGAGAAUGCUGCUGGUCAAUUGGAGGAGAUCAACAACUUCCGACAAGGACUCCACCAGCGGCAUAUCCAGAUGAUCGCCCUCGCUGGCACUGUUGGCACAGGUCUCUUUCUGAGCUCCGGUCGUGCUAUCGCCCACUCGGGUCCGUUAGGAGCCUUUUUGUCGUACUCAAUCAUCGGCCUCGCUGUGGCAAGUGUGGUGUUUGGUGUUGGAGAGAUGGGUUCAUUGGCACCUCUUCAAGGAGGUAUUAUCCGAUACUGUGAUGUCUUCUUCGAUGAGGCACUCGCAUUUGCCAAUGGAUGGAAUCAAAUAUACUCGUAUAUUGUGUCCAUCCCCGCUGAACUGGUCGCCUGUGCUGUUAUCGUCGAAUUUUGGGUCACCGUGAACAGUGCUAUAUGGAUCACUAUCUUUGGUGUUAUCAUGAUCUUCACAGCACUGCUCUUCGUACGCGUAUACGGUGAACUGGAAUUCGGCUUUUCAAUGCUCAAAAUAAUGUUGAUUAUCGGUAUCAACAUCAUGGCUCUAGUCAUCACCUGUGGUGGUGCACCAAAUCACAAGACUACAGGUUUUGAAUUUUGGAAGGCUCCAUAUGGUCCCUUUGUUCAAUACCUCGAGAUCAAAGGCUCACUUGGUCGUUUUCUUGGGUUUUGGGCCACAUUCAGCAAUGCCCUUUAUGCUUAUUCAGGCAUCGAAAAUAUUACCGUUGCUGCCGCAGAGACUAGAUACCCCCGACAGGCUAUCCCAAUAGCUACACGACGUAUAUUUGUUCGAAUCUUGGUAUUUUAUAUAAUCACGAUAUUCAUGAUGACUUUGGUUGUGUCAUCUGCCGAUCCAGAUCUUCUUUCGGAAUCGGGAACAGCAGCCCAGUCACCCUUUGUCAUUGCAGCGAAGUCCGCCGGUAUCAAGGUGGUACCAUCGAUCAUCAAUGCGAUUGUUCUGACGUCGGCUUGGUCUUCGGGUAACUCGAAUAUGCUCGGAGGAUCUCGAAUCCUAUAUGGACUGGCUAUGCAAGGCCAUGCACCUGCUAUCUUCAAGCGCCUCAAUCGCUUCUCGAUUCCCUAUGUCGCCGUCGCUCUUUAUGGUGUCUUCAUGGCCCUCGGAUACAUGUGUCUCUCUAGUGGUGCAUCGGUCGCCUUUACGUGGCUCCAGGACUUGGUGUCUAUAUCGACACUCGUCAAUUGGAUAACUCUGCUGAUUGUCUAUCUUCGAUUCUUAUAUGGAUGCAAGAAGCAGGGGAUCGAUCGCAAGCGAGAGUUACCAUGGGCAGCUCCAUUUCAACCAUAUGGCGCAUGGUUUUCGUUGGUCAUUUUCAUCCUUCUCUUCUUGACCGGAGGGUUUUCUACCUUUAUCAAGGGUCAUUGGUCAACGGAGACCUUUAUCAGCUCCUACUUUAACCUUCCUUUCAUUAUCAUUGUUUACUUUGGGUACAAGCUCUGGAAGAGGACGAAGAUAAUUCCCCUGGACGAGAUCCCUAUCCGGCCUUUUAUUGAACAUUAUCGACAGAACCCUGAGCCCGAGCCAGCUCCAAAACGUGGACUUCGGCGACUGAAUAUCUUGUGGUCCUAA
This is a messenger RNA of Penicillium waksmanii, 1650 nucleotides long. Its product is annotated as aromatic amino acid and leucine permease. The transcript has a single exon. The record is from RefSeq and is a predicted model, not a curated record. Gene Ontology annotation, biological process: amino acid transmembrane transport. Gene Ontology annotation, cellular component: membrane. Lineage: Eukaryota; Fungi; Ascomycota; Eurotiomycetes; Eurotiales; Aspergillaceae. Gene Ontology annotation, molecular function: amino acid transmembrane transporter activity. The coding region runs from base 1 to 1650 and encodes 549 amino acids.